AUGCCUCCCGUCCGAAACCGGGAUCGUCUUUUCCCCUCUAUGCACACGGUUCUUCGUCAAGCAGAUUCUCUUACUACGAAGGCGACGAUAUACUACCAAUACAUUCCCCUACCUUCGUUUGUCUUUCGAUACGAGCCCUAUGGCCAUGACUACUUCAACAGGAAUCAUCCUCUGAUGGUGUGCACACUUCUUGCAAUUCCGACGAUUUUUUCUUUUCAGCUGGAAACUGCACAGACUGCAACUCAUGACGGAUAUAUUGAUUGGGACGACCGUGUUUAUUUCACCGUGGCUCUCCCUCAGCCCACGAAGGAAGAGGUUGCCCUCGAAGAAGCUCUCCUGGAGCCCGAACCUCCUCGGGCCCACGUUAGACGCUUAUCUGUUCUUGUCAUAGAUUUAGCUCUUGCUGUCACUCGGCGUCUGCACCUCAGUCGUUUGGGCUAA
Molecule: messenger RNA, 441 nt
Organism: Desarmillaria tabescens
Lineage: Eukaryota; Fungi; Basidiomycota; Agaricomycetes; Agaricales; Physalacriaceae
Exons: 3
Coding region: 1-441 (146 amino acids)
Source: RefSeq, a predicted model, not a curated record